This is a messenger RNA of Trichomonas vaginalis G3, 423 nucleotides long. RefSeq names its product gag-polypeptide of LTR copia-type retrotransposon (UBN2 2) family. Gene Ontology annotation, biological process: DNA integration. Bases 1 to 423 code for a protein of 140 amino acids. NCBI's taxonomy places the organism in Eukaryota, Parabasalia, Trichomonadida, Trichomonadidae. Gene Ontology annotation, molecular function: nucleic acid binding. The record is from RefSeq and is a predicted model, not a curated record. The transcript has a single exon.
AUGCUGGCAGCGACGACAGCGAACGUUGCGGCUUCCGCCUUCAUUGAAUUUGGCGCCCCUUAUUGUUUCUGGACCGACAACGGUUCAGAAAAUAGGGGAGCCUUUCAAGAUCUACUUGAUCUUUGGGGCGUCCAAUGGCGGCAUACAGACUCUCAUUCUCCCUACCAAAAUGGGAAGAUUGAGAGAUUCUGGCCGACAUUGGAGCGCUGCCAAAGCAUUCAGGCUAUUCCUGCCUUUAUUUGGGAGUACAAUAAUAACACACCGCAUGAAGAUCUCCCAAUUAAUCCAUUAACUGGAACAAAUUACACGCCAAAUCAAAUGUAUCAGCUGAAACCGAAAUACACAAAUGCAGAUACAGAAAGGCUGUGGCAAAUAUGGGAUACAGAUACAGGCAUGACCGCUGUUGACACAUUCACAGCGUAA